Phoenix dactylifera (date palm) is the source of this 1119-nucleotide messenger RNA. RefSeq lists its product as uncharacterized. Gene Ontology annotation, biological process: defense response to other organism. Lineage: Eukaryota; Viridiplantae; Streptophyta; Magnoliopsida; Arecales; Arecaceae. The record is from RefSeq and is a predicted model, not a curated record.
UAGCUACUUGGUGCGGAAAUACGAACGCACGAGUAACGACACUGUGAGAACUUGGUAGUUCGUACAGCCAUGGUUGUGAAACGUGUCGUCGCAACAGAAAUAAAAUUCGGGGGCAGCGCCGGAGACUGAGAGGACCACCGGACGGACGGACAUGACGGCGAGAACGGAAGACAAGGCGGUGCCGCUCCUCCCUCCUUCUUCUUCGCCGCCGCCUCCACCUCCUCCACCUCCUCCGCCACCCCCUCCUCCAUGCUACGUCAUCCCGGCCUUCAUCUUCCUCCCGCCCUACCCCUUUCCCCGGCGCCGCUGGUGGGCUCUUCUCUGCUCCCUCACCUGCCUCCUCGUCUUCGCCCUCGCCACCAUCCUCAUCGCCCUCGCCGCCUACUUGCUCUGGCCCUCCGACCCCGAGCUCCAGGUCUCCCACUUCCGCCUCGACCGCAUCCACAUCUCCCGGCCGCCCGACGCCGCCAUGGACGUCACCCUCGGCGUCGAGCUCCUGGUCCGGAACCCGGACUUUGUCGCCCUCAACUACGGCUCCCUCGCGGUCUCCGUCGGGUACCGUGGGCAGCGGCUCGGGACCGUGACCUCCAGCGGCGGGCGCGUGAGCGCAAGGGGGUUGUCGUACGUGGACGUCGAGCUCCGGCUCGACGGGAUCCAGUUCCUCGACGAUGCCUCUUAUCUGAUCGAGGAUCUCAACAGGGGUUCCUUACUGCUGGAUACGUUCGCCGAGGUCCAGGGCAAGCUACGCCCCUUCUUCUUUCAAGUUCCCGUUCAGGGAAGGGUUUCUUGCUCGGUAAAUAUAAAUCCAGAAACCCAGAAGAUCAUUCAUCAAGAUUGCUACCCUGAGUGAUGGCCGAUGCAUGAAGCAAAAUACCUUUCUGGAUAAUGCUUAAUUGUUAUUGUUUGCUUCUCUAUCAGGCUAGAGCUAGCUUUUUGCCAUUCAUUGUUGUGAUAUAUGUUGAUUAGAUCAGGGUCCUUGUAAUACUAUGCAUAUAUUGUAACUGAGAAAACACGCAAGUGUUGUAAAUAAACAGUUCAUAUGCCUAUCAUGAACUGACUGGAGAUUAUGUUAUCUAUUAUGGUUAUAUGAGCAUUUAUAUGAGGUUAUUCUUCCGUUUA